This is a messenger RNA of Bubalus bubalis (water buffalo), 676 nucleotides long. Its product is annotated as liprin-alpha-2-like. NCBI's taxonomy places the organism in Eukaryota, Metazoa, Chordata, Mammalia, Artiodactyla, Bovidae. Bases 26 to 460 code for a protein of 144 amino acids. The record is from RefSeq and is a predicted model, not a curated record. The transcript is spliced from 2 exons.
UUCCCGGUAGGUGUCGUGCCUCUGGAUGAUGGCGGGCAAGCAGCAGGCGCAGUCCCCAGCCGGCAUGACCAGUGAGGUGGAGGUGCUCAGGGCGCUGAAAUUGCUCUUUGAGCACCACAAGGCCCUGGACGAGAAGCAGAUGAUUCUUAAAGAGGAGAAUAACCAGGAAAAGAUACUACCGGAUGGGGUGCUUGAUGUAAAUCACGAGCAAGAAAACAUGCCAAGUGCCAAUGGAAAGGCAAAUCCUUGGUCUCACUCUCUGUCUGAUUCUCGUCUUACCAUCCAGUCUGUGCAGGGCUGUUGGAACCUCUCACCAAUGCACCAUGUAGGUCUGAGUGGCGGUGAGGGUCCUGUGAGCUCCCAGAGUGCAGAAGGCAGUUUUGACCUCACCGAUUGCCUGGAAGUGCUGUGUUCCUUCCCUCCCAAAACAAGGCUAUCUAAGGCUUCCUUUCCCCCUUAGAGACCCUCCGAUGGCUCUCUAAGCCAUGAGGAAGACCUGGUUAAGGUGGUCGAGCUCCAGGAAGUCAUAGACAAGCAGUCGCGGGAGCAUAGCCAGAUGAAGGAGCGCCUGGCAGCCCUCUCUGCCCACGUGACAGAGCUGGAGGAGGACCUGGACAUGGCCAGGAAGGACCUCCUCAAGUCCGAGGAUGUGAACACGAAAUUGCAGUGGGAUGUC